UCAUUUUUCCGUUGAAUAUUAUCAAGACAUUUGUUUUAGAACUUGUACCUUGGACAAUGAUUUGAAUGGAUGCUUGUGAUGCUCCUCGUGGGGCGGCCGCUUAUAAUUCUCAAGUGCGGAAUUCCCCAGCUUUGAACAAGCUUCAAAUAAAUAAUUAUACGAGUGAGACAAACAACUCACAGAAUACAAAAUGGCACCAAAUUCUAUACAAUCCCUCGAUCGACAGGAAAGACUCACCGAUGUGCUGAAGAAAGAUGAGGCACAAUGGAAAGAUGAUUGUUUACCAUGUCGACUUACAGGUAUGAUUUCCUCUGCUACCCUUCUAAUUCCUCCUCAAGUUCCUCCUAAUUCCCUCCUCCGCCUUCCAUUUCUCUAGUUCCCGCAAUUUCUCUCAUGUGCCCUAUCUUUUGCCUCACUGCGCUCAUAAUCUUACAAAACUACCCUCAAAACCCCACAAACAAUGUUCUAAACCCCUCCAACAGGAUCCGCCGCAUUCAUCGGCCUAGGAAUCUACAGUUACUUCUCCGGGCAAUCCCAACUAAAAGCUCAAGAAUCGAAAAUCCUCAAGAGCAAAUCCGUGUUUGGCAUGAGGAGUCGGCAGACUAGUAUUACUGGUAUUGCAUUGACGCUUGUUGGCAUGGGACUUUGGAGAUUGAAGAAUUAGAAUGUCUGGGACUACGGGACGAGAAUCUCGUGAAUAAAGGUUGGCGUUUUAAGAGCUUGGGGCAUUCCCUUCACUGGGAGUGAGAUAAUAUUACAAGACAGAUGAAGGAUGGAUGAGAGGAUGAAAGAUGCCUAAAAAAAAUGUUCUAUG
Molecule: messenger RNA, 814 nt
Organism: Sclerotinia trifoliorum
Lineage: Eukaryota; Fungi; Ascomycota; Leotiomycetes; Helotiales; Sclerotiniaceae
Source: the annotation of a GenBank genome assembly